Messenger RNA from Candoia aspera, 637 nucleotides. RefSeq names its product fatty acid-binding protein 5-like. Gene Ontology annotation, biological process: fatty acid transport. Gene Ontology annotation, cellular component: cytosol; nucleus. The transcript is spliced from 4 exons. NCBI's taxonomy places the organism in Eukaryota, Metazoa, Chordata, Lepidosauria, Squamata, Candoiidae. Bases 46 to 453 code for a protein of 135 amino acids. Gene Ontology annotation, molecular function: fatty acid binding. The record is from RefSeq and is a predicted model, not a curated record.
UCUCGUUCGCUGCAGCGUAACUCUUAGCGUCUCCGGCUCAGCGCAAUGGCUAACAUAGAAGCUUUCUUAGGCAAAUGGCGCCUGGUCUCCAGUGAAGGUUUUGAGGAUUAUAUGAAGGAAUUGGGUGUAAACAUGGCAUUGAGAAAGAUAGGAAAUAUGGCCAAGCCGGAUCUUCUCAUCACCAAGAAUGAUGCUCAAAUCACAAUCAAAACCGAAAGUACUUUCAAAACCAUAGAAGUCAGCUUCAAGUUGGCAGAAAAAUUUGAUGAAAACACAGCCGAUGGUCGAAUAACUCAGACCCUCAUCACUUUAGAUGAUAACAAUGUAUUGACCCAGGUCCAGCAGUGGGAUGGCAAAGAGACCACAAUAACAAGGAAGAUAGAAGAUGGGAAAAUGAUAGUUGAAUGUGUCAUGAAUGGUGUCAAAUGUACUCGUGUCUACCAAAAAGUAUGAAGAGAGUGGCUUCUGUGUUGGAGUGGAGAGUGGCAGAUCAUUCUCGAAAGAGGACUAGUCCAUAUUUUUUCUUCUUUUCUUUCUAACCUAGAUUUUUUAAAACAUCAUGUGGAAGAAGCAGUACUGUAUGCAAUUUAAUUUCAACCCCUUGAUGACAGUGAUUAAAUUUUAAAAUUUCAAAAGA